AUGAGCUCCGCGACUCAAGGAAGCAAUGGGUUUGCACGAGGUUGUCGCACCAAAAAAACAGAUAAGAAGCGUCGAAGCUGGUCGACGAGCGAACAAGAAGUCCUAUUGACUGCCUUGAAGGAGUUGGUCGCCCAAGGAUGGAAAUCCGAUAACGGAUUUCGCGCGGGAUACUUGAAAAAGUUGGAGGAGGCAAUGAAAAAGACAUUUCCUACUACCGAUGUGAAGGGCAUGCCUCACAAAAACUCCAAGACGACCACGUGGAAGAAGGACUACUAUUCUUUAUCAUUGAUGUUGUCAAAUAGUGGAGUGGGUUUCAAUGUGGAUGGCAAGCACAUGGUUGACUGCACUGACGAACAGUGGGAAGCUAUUACGAAGAAAGAUAGAAAUGCAUUAAAUAUGCGCUAUAAGAGUUGGCCUUACCUUGAUCAAUGGAGAGAGAUUUUCGGGAAAGAUAGGGCGACGGGUGAAGAAGUUGAAGACCUAAUGGAAGCGGCUCAUCAAAUGUACCACAAAAUCGAUCUUAGCCAAGAACAGAUCGACGCACCAGCCAAACCCAGAAGCCAGAGCCUGUCGUGCGCCCAUCUAGCAGGAAGAGGAAGCAAACGAGACGAGUCCGACAAACUGUUCGAGGUGUUGGCAGAAAUCGGGCACGGGACAAAGGAGAGACUCGACACAAUUGCUGGGCGAAUGGGAUAUGAUUACGAUGUAUCCGCAGCAAGAAAGCAUAUGUUCUCACAACUGACAGCUAUCCCCGGUCUGUCCCAAAAAGCAAUAUUUGAGGUGACCGACCUACUUGCCAAGGAGGUGGAACGCCUCGAUGUGUUUACCAGCCUGCCGGAUGAAGCCAAAGCAGAUUACGUCUACUACUUGCUUGACAUGAUAAACAAGUAG
Messenger RNA from Salvia miltiorrhiza (redroot sage), 891 nucleotides. RefSeq lists its product as uncharacterized. Lineage: Eukaryota; Viridiplantae; Streptophyta; Magnoliopsida; Lamiales; Lamiaceae. The coding region runs from base 1 to 891 and encodes 296 amino acids. The transcript is spliced from 4 exons. The record is from RefSeq and is a predicted model, not a curated record.